Molecule: messenger RNA, 902 nt
Organism: Vanessa tameamea
Lineage: Eukaryota; Metazoa; Arthropoda; Insecta; Lepidoptera; Nymphalidae
Product: thialysine N-epsilon-acetyltransferase-like
Exons: 4
Coding region: 239-769 (176 amino acids)
Molecular function (GO): N-acetyltransferase activity
Source: RefSeq, a predicted model, not a curated record
UAUAUUGUUAUUGUAUUCUGUGAUCUGUUUAACUGAAUUACCACUUGGGCAAUUACCAACAAUCAGCUGUUUAUCACUUCUACACUUUCGUUAUAACUUAUAAACUUUUAAUCAUAUUAUUAAGAUUGAUAAUCUCAGUAUCACGAUAGCAAUUUAUCGAAGUUACAAUAUUUUAAAUCUGUGGAUUUUUAUAUAAUUAUUAAAAACAUAUGUUUCCGAAACAUUUACUAUAUUCAAGAUGAGUAAGAAAUAUACUGAUACUGAAUUAAAAAUCCGUCGCGCUGAAAAAAAUGAUAUGUUUGCUGUAGCCGAAAUGAUUCAAGAGCUUGCAGAUUUUGAGAAAAUGUCGGAUGGACCAAAGAUAUGUGUGAAAGAUUUGCAACGUGACGGAUUUGAAACACAGCCACCUGCAUUUCGAUGUCUUGUAGCAGUAUUGUCCAAGGAAGAAACUGACUUUAUAGUGGGCUAUGCUCUCUAUUUCCCGACUUAUUCAACAUGGGAAGGCCAAUCUAUGAUGUUGGAGGAUUUGUACGUCCGGAAGAGAGAGCGCCGUCGUGGGGUUGGGCAUAAACUAUUCAAUGCUGUUGCCAAAGAGGCUAUAGCUUUAGGCUCUUCCAGGUUAGAUUUUCAUGUUUUAGAAUGGAAUGAUGCGAGGGCCUUCUAUGAAGGUAAGGGUGCAGUUAACUUGACCAACUCGGAGAAGUGGUGUUACUAUCGUCUCACAGGAGAACCAUUAAAAGUAUCUGCAGAAUUAGGAGAAAUGAAAUGAAACCAGAUUGUCAGUGCAUCAAUAUAUUGGAUAUAGACAUAAUUUUACAUAUUUCCUCAAAAUAUUCACAACUAAUGGGAGAUCUUGUUUGAAAAAUUUUGAAAAUUGUUUAAAUAAAGUUUUGCACAAUGCA